AUGUCUGAACCCACGCUCGAGUCUCUUCAGUACACCAUCAACACCGCAUACAUGCUGGUGGCAUCGGCUGGAGUGUUUGUUAUCACUCCGGGAAUUGGCUUAUUCUACGCGGGCAUGCUCAGGAAGAACAGUGCUAUGCAGGUGAUUGUUCAAUCGUACAUCACCACGUUUGUUGUCACGAUACAAUGGUGGAUAUGGGGCUAUGCCCUGGCAUUAGGAGAUGGAAGCUCUUUUCUAGGAAACCUGAACAUGGCUUUCCUCAAGGACUCGAACCCUGGUCCCUUGGUCGAAGGAGGUCCCGUUCCCAGUGCAGCCUACUUCAUCUUUUCCGUCUUCUUUCCCGUUUGCACUGUUCAGAUCUUUUUAGGGAGCACAGCCGAAAGAGGCCGUGUGAUUCCGGCGCAGAUCAUCGGGUUUCUGUUCACUACAGUGGUAUACUGUCCUCUGGCAUACUGGUUCUGGGCACCCAAGGGCUGGUUGCUGGUUCUAGGCACGCUGGAUUUUGCUGGAGGAGCACCUGUUCAUAUUGCUGGAGGAACCGCAUCUUUGGCCUAUGCCAUGUUCCUGGGACCACGAAAAAUCACCCCCAGAUUCCAUGCCUAUAAACCACACAAUGCGACAAUGUCUAUGAUUGGCACGACUCUCAUCUGGUAUGGCUGGCUGUUCUUCAACUCGGGGACUCUCCAGGCUGUCAACACCCGGACAGCUUACAUCAUGCUCAACACCCAUUUGAGUGCCUCUGCAGCUGGAAUGACUUAUGUCAUCUACGAUAAGAUCUUCCACAAAAAAUUUUCUAUGAUGGGUGCAUGCGAAGGAGCUAUUGCAGGACUGGUCGCUGUUACUCCUUCCUGUGGUUACGUUGCGCCAUGGGCUGCCUUCACUGGAGGCAUCAUGACUGCCCUGGUGUGUAGAUUGACCAUAAACGUGAACAAGUGGCUACGAGUCGACGAUGCCAUCUACUCGUUCAAUCUCCAUGCCAUUGGUGGAUGUAUGGGAUCCCUCGUUACCGGCUUCUUUGCGUCUUCAACUUGGACUGAUAUGGAUGGCAGUAAAGACGCUAUUGCUGGAGGUUGGAUUGCCAACCACUGGGUCCAGAUCCCUUACCAGCUGGCUGGACUGGGAGCCACUAUUGGCUGGACGUUUGUCGUCACCUAUAUUCUCUGCUUUGUGGUGGACAAGAUUCCGGGCCUGAAGCUCCGAGUAGAUGAAGACCAAGAACUCAAGGGUAUGGACGCAUAUGACAUUCUGGAGUCCGCUGGAGAGACCAUUGACGGUGUCAUUGUUAACACAACUGAAAUUUUGGUGGCCCAUACUCCUGCUCAUACUCCAGAUAGUGGCUCUUUUGUACGGGGUGAGAAGAAGGAAUAG
Molecule: messenger RNA, 1368 nt
Organism: Yarrowia lipolytica CLIB122
Lineage: Eukaryota; Fungi; Ascomycota; Dipodascomycetes; Dipodascales
Biological process (GO): ammonium transmembrane transport
Cellular component (GO): plasma membrane
Molecular function (GO): ammonium channel activity
Source: RefSeq, a predicted model, not a curated record